AUACACAGGUGCUGAGAGCGUCAUUAGCGGUGUCACGCCCUAUUGUGCUUGAGACCACGUGUUUUCCCUCAGCAACAUGGCGACCCCCAUAGAUUUGGAGUUAAAAAAGGCCUUCGGAGAGCUGCAGUCUAAAGUCAUUGAUACCCAGCAAAAGGUGAAGUUGGCAGACCUGCAGAUUGAACAGCUGAACCGUAUAAAGAAACAUGCCAAUUUGACACAUGCCGAACUAACACCUCUUCUUGAUAGUACGCGGAUGUACGAGGGAGUUGGACGAAUGUUUAUCUUGCAAUCUAAAGAUGGGAUCAGCAAUCAACUGACAGAGAAGCAGAAGACAGCAGAUAACAAGAUCAAGGAGCUUGAGCAAAAGAAGACUUACCUUGAGCGCAGUGUGAAGGAGGCUGAAGACAACAUUCGAGAGAUGUUGAUGUCCAGGAGGGCCAUGUGAUUUAUGUGUUUAUGCUCACAUUACUCUCACACACUCUCACACACACACACACACACACACACACACACACAUAUAUGUAGACACACACUUUUUCUAAGUUAAAAUCCUGUAAUACACAUCAGUAGGUUGAAGUGGCUGAGUUGUUGUAGACAGCCUCGGUGUCUCUUUGCUCAGUGCAUGAUGCAUGUGUCUGUGUCGAGUGAGGACUUGAAAAUAGGCAGGAAAAAGGUGCAGUGACCCAGAACUGGGGCCUAAGGACUUUUCUGUUGCAACGUUAGUUUUGUACAAGAUUAAAUGGAAAACUGUUUGUUUGUUAAUUUGGCACAACAAUAAAUCCUGUUAUUAUUUAUUGUUUUGAAAUUGAGGUAGUAAAGCUGUCAUGGUUGCUCUCCAA
Messenger RNA from Clupea harengus (Atlantic herring), 839 nucleotides. RefSeq names its product prefoldin subunit 1 (gene pfdn1). Lineage: Eukaryota; Metazoa; Chordata; Actinopteri; Clupeiformes; Clupeidae. Gene Ontology annotation, biological process: protein folding. Gene Ontology annotation, cellular component: prefoldin complex; cytoplasm. Gene Ontology annotation, molecular function: protein folding chaperone. The record is from RefSeq and is a predicted model, not a curated record.